CUGCGUUUAUUGUUUUGGUUGAUGAGUAAUCUUUGAGAAUCUCCAAGAAACUUCGUCAUUCCUUCGCAAUUAGAUAUUUUACUAUAGUAAAUCCCCCAAAAUGGACUGGCUAUUCGGCAAGAAGAUCAGCCCCGACGAGAUGCUGCGCAAGAACCAGCGGGCGCUGAACAAGGCGAUGCGGGACCUGGAUCGCGAGCGGAUGAAGAUGGAGCAGCAGGAGAAGAAGAUCAUCGCGGACAUCAAGAAGAUGGCCAAGGAGGGCCAAAUGGAUGCGGUGAAGAUCAUGGCCAAGGAUCUGGUGCGCACCCGCCGCUACGCCAAGAAAUUCAUGCUGAUGAAGGCCAACAUCCAGGCGGUGUCGCUCAAAAUCCAGACGCUCAAGUCGCAGAAUACCAUGGCGCAGGCCAUGAAGGGCGUCACCAAGGCCAUGCAGAACAUGAACCGCCAGCUGAAUCUCCCGCAAAUCCAGAAGAUCCUCCAGGACUUUGAGAAGCAGUCGGAGAUGAUGGACAUGAAGGAGGAGAUGAUCAACGACGCCAUCGACGAUGCCAUGGAGGAUGAGGGCGACGAGGAGGAGACGGAUGCCGUGGUCUCCCAGGUGCUGGAUGAAUUGGGUUUGCAGCUGGGCGAGCAGCUGGGAGAUCUGCCCUCCGCCUCGGGUUCCCUUUCCAUUGCGGGUGGCGUGGCGCAGAAGGGACCGCAGGCGGUGGCCGCUGGCGGAAUAGGCGGUGGAGGAGCUGCUGCUGCAGGCGGAGGAGCUGGUGGAGGCGCCACCGGAGGAGCUGGAGCCUCCGGCGGCAGUGGCGCCUCGUCGCCCAUGUCCGAUGCCGAUGCGGAUCUGCAGGCGCGCCUGGAUAAGCUGCGCAAGGAUUGAGCCACCACUGCCUGCCCCUUUUUAUAUAAGAGAACCCG
Drosophila takahashii is the source of this 912-nucleotide messenger RNA. RefSeq names its product vacuolar protein sorting 2 (gene Vps2). Gene Ontology annotation, biological process: endosome transport via multivesicular body sorting pathway; late endosome to vacuole transport; protein transport. Gene Ontology annotation, cellular component: multivesicular body; ESCRT III complex. NCBI's taxonomy places the organism in Eukaryota, Metazoa, Arthropoda, Insecta, Diptera, Drosophilidae. The record is from RefSeq and is a predicted model, not a curated record.